AUGCAGCCACCACGUCGAGCCGUGUGGUCGUCGACGCGAAAGAGGGGGUGGAAGCAGAGGGUGGAGAGAGGAGCAGGUGGUCGACGUUUUGAGCCGGCUCAAAACAAGAAACAGAGAGCGACCGGACCUAGUGCAGCCUCCACGUCGAGCCGUGUGGUCGUCGACGCGGUAGAGAGGGUGGAAGCAGAGAGUAAAAGGGUGGAGAGAGGAGCAGGGGGUCGACGUGUUGAGUCGGCCCAAAACAAGACGGAGAGUGCGACCGAACCUAGUGCAGCCAUCACGUCGAGCCGUGUGGUCGUGGACGUGGUCGUGGACGUGGUCGUGGACGUGGUCGUGAACGUGGACGUGGUCGUGGACGUGGACGCGGACGUGGACGCGGACGUGGACGUGGUCGCCGACGUGGUCGUGGACGUGGUCGUGGACGCGGACGUGGACGCGGACGCGGUCGUGGUCGUGGACGCGGUCGUGGUCGUGGACGCGGUCGUGGUCGUGGACGCGGUCGUGGUCGUGGACGUGGACGAGGUCGUGGACGUGGUCGUGGACGGGGACGUGGUCGUGGUCGUGGACGUGGACGUGGACGUGGACGUGGACGUCGACGCGGACGUCGACGUGGACGUGGACGUGGACGUGGACGUCGACGCGGACGUGGUCAUGGUCGUGGACGUGGUCGUGGACGCGGACGUGGACGUGGACGCGGACGUGGACGUCGACGUGGACGUGGUCGUGGACGUGGUCUUGGAGGUGGACGUGGACGUGGACGUGGUCGUGGUCGUGGUCGUGGUCGUGGUCGUGGACGUGGACGUGGACGUGGUCUUGGAGGUGGACGUGGUCGUGGUCGUGGACGUGGACGUGGAGGUGGUCGUGGUCGUGGAGGUGGACGUGGACGUGGACGUGGACGUGGACGUGGUCGUGGACGUGGUGGUGGACGUGGACGUGGACGUGGUCGUGGACGUGGUCGUGGUCGUGGACGUGGACGUGGACGUGGUCGUGGACGUGGUCGUGGACGUGGACGUUGACGUGGACGUGGUCGUGGACGUGGUCGUGGACGCGGUCGUGGUCGUGGACGUGGACGAGGUCGUGGACGUGGUCGUGGACGUGGACGUGGUCGUGGUCGUGGACGUGGACGCGGACGUGGUCGUGGUCGUGGACGUGGACGCGGACGUCGACGUCGACGUGGACGUGGACGUGGACGUCGACGUGGACGUGGUCGUGGUCGUGGACGUGGUCGUGGACGCGGACGUGGACGUGGACGCGGACGUGGACGUCGACGUGGACGUGGUCGUGGACGUGGUCUUGGAGGUGGACGUGGACGUGGACGUGGUCGUGGUCGUGGUCGUGGUCGUGGACGUGGACGUGGACGUGGUCUUGGAGGUGGACGUGGUCGUGGUCGUGGACGUGGACGUGGAGGUGGUCGUGGUCGUGGAGGUGGACGUGGACGUGGACGUGGACGUGGACGUGGUCGUGGACGUGGUGGUGGACGUGGACGUGGACGUGGUCGUGGACGUGGUCGUGGUCGUGGACGUGGACGUGGACGUGGUCGUGGACGUGGUCGUGGACGUGGACGUUGACGUGGACGUGGUCGUGGACGUGGUCGUGGACGUGGUCGUGGUCGUGGACGUGGUCGUGGUCGUGGACGUGGUCGUGGUCGUGGACGUGGUCGUGGACGUGGUCGUGGACGUGGACCUGGUUGUGGUCGUGGACGUGGUCGUGGUCGUGGACGUGGACGUGGACGUGGUCGUGGUCGUGGACGUGGUCGUGGUCGUGGUCGUGGACGUGGUCGUGGACGUGGACGUGGUCGUGGACGUGGACGUGGACGUGGACGUGGACUUGGUCGUGGACGUGGUCGUGGUCGUGGACGUGGUCGUGGUCGUGGACGUGGACGUGGACGUGGACGUGGUCGUGGACGUGGUCGUGGUCGUGGACGUGGACGUGGUCGUGGACGUGGACGUGGUCGUGGACGUGGACGUGGACGUGGACGUGGACGUCGACGUGGACGUGGACGUCGACGUGGUCGUGGUCGUGGACGCGGACGUGGACGUGGUCGUGGACGUGGUCGUGGACGUGGACGUGGUCGUGGACGUGGACGUGGUCGUGGACGUGGACGUGGGCGUGGACGUGGACGUGGACGUCGUCGUGGUCGUGGACGUGGACGUGGGCGUGGACGUGGACGCGGACGUGGCCGUGGACGUGGUCGUGGACGUGGACGUGGACGUGGACGUGGACGUCGACAUGGACCUGGACGUGGUCGUGGUCGUGGUCGUGGACGUGGUCGUGGUCGUGGUCGUGGACGUGGACGUGGACGUGGACGUGGUCGUGGACGUCGACGUGGUCGUGGUCGUGGACGUGGACGUGGUCGUGGAGGUGGACGUGGACGUGGUCGUGGAGGUGGACGUGGUCGCGGACGUGGACGUGGUCUUGGUCGUGGACGUGGACGUGGACGUGGUCGUGGUCGUGGACGUGGACGUGGACGUGGUCGUGGACGUCGACGUGGUCGUGUUCGUGGACGUGGACGUGGUCAUGGAGGUGGACGUGGACGUGGUCGUGGAGGUGGACGUGGUCGUGGACGUGGACGUGGACGUGGACGUUGACGUGGUCGUGGACGUGGACGUGGUCGUGGACGUCGACGUGGUCGUGUUCGUGGACGUGGACGUGGUCGUGGAGGUGGACGUGGACGUGGUCGUGGAGGUGGACGUGGUCGUGGACGUGGACGUGGUCUUGGUCGUGGACGUGGACGUGGACGUGGACGUGGUCGUGGACGUGGACGUGGUCGUGGUCGUGGACGUGGACGUGGACGUGGACGUGGACAUCGACGUGGACGUGGACGUCGACGUCGACGUGGACGUGGUCGUGGACGUGGUCGUGGACGUGGACGUGGUCGUGGACGUGGACCUGGACGUGGUCGUGGACGUGGACGUGGACGUGGUCGUGGACGUGGACGUGGACGUGGACGUGGAAGUGGUCGUGGACGUGGACGUGGACGUGGACGUGGUCGUGGACGUGGUCGUGGUCGUGGACGUGGACGUGGUCGUGGUCGUGGACGUGGACGUGGACGUGGUCGUGGACGUGGACGUGGACGUGGAGGUGGACGUGGUCGUGGACGUGGACGUGGACGUCGACGUGGACGUGGACGUGGACGUGGACGUGGACGUCGACGUGGACGUGGACGUGGUCGUGGUCGUGGUCGUGGACGUGGACGUGGUCGUGGUCGUGGACGUCGACGUCGACGUGGACGUGGGCGUGGUCGUGGUCGUGGUCGUGGACGUGGACGUGGACGUGGUCGUGGACGUGGUCGUCGACGUGGACGUGGUCGUGGACGUCGACGUGGUCGUGGACGUGGACGUGGGCGUGGACGUGGACGUGGACGUGGGCGUGGACGUGGACGUGGACGUGGGCGUGGACGUGGUCGUGGACGUGGUCGUGGACGUGGACGUGGACGUGGACGUGGUCGUGGACGAGGACGUGGACGUCGACGUGGACGUGGACGUGGUCGUGGUCGUGGACGUGGACGUGGUCGUGGACGUGGACGUCGACGUGGACGUGGACGUGGACGUCGUCGUGGACGUGGACGUCGACGUGGACGUGGUCAUGGACGUGGACGUCGACGUGGACGUGGACGUGGACGUGGACGUGGACGUGGUCGUGGUCGCGGUCGUGGACGUGGACGCGGUCGUGGACGUCGUGGACGUGGACGUGGUCGUGGUCGUGGACGUGGUCGUGGACGUGGACGUGGUGGUGGACGUGGACGUGGGCGUGGACGUGGACGUGGACGUGGUCGUGGACGUGGACGUGGACGUGGACGUGGUCGUGGGCGUGGACGUGGACGUGGACGUGGACGUGGACGUGGACGUGGGCGUGGACGUGGACGUGGACGUGGACGUGGUCGUGGACGUGGACGUGGACGUGGACGUGGUCGUGGGCGUGGACGUGGACGUGGACGUGGACGUGGACGUGGACGUGGACGUGGAAGUGGUCGUGGACGUGGACGUGGUCGUGGACGUGGUCGUGGUCGUGGACGUGGACGUGGUCGUGGACGUGGACGUGGACGUGGACGUGGUCGUGGACGUGGUCGUCGACGUCGACGUGGACGUGGACGUGGUCGUGGUCGUGGUCGUGGACGUGGACGUGGUCGUGGACGUCGACGUGGACGUGGACGUGGACGUGGACGUGGUCGUGGACGUGGACGUCGACGUGGACGUGGACGUGGUCGUGGACGUGGACGUGGACGUCGACGUGGACGUGGACUUGGUCGUGGUCGUGGACGUGGACGUGGACGUGGUCGUGGUCGUGGAGGUGGAGGUGGACGUGGACGUGGACGUGGACGUGGACGUGGUCGUGGACGUGCUCGUGGACGUGGUCGUGGACGUGGUCGUGGACGUGGUUGUGGACGUGGACUUGGACGUGGUCGUGGACGUGGACGUGGACGUGGUCGUGGACGUGGACGUGGUCGUGGUUGUGGUCGUGGACGUGGUCGUGGACGUGGUCGUGGACGUGGUCGUGGACGUGGUCGUGGACGUGGUCGUGGUCGUGGACGUGGUCGUGGUCGUGGACGUGGACGUGGUCGUGGACGUGGUCGUGGUCGUGGACGUGGUCGUGGACGUCGUCGUGGACGUGGUCGUGGACGUGGACGUGGUCGUGAUCGUGGACGUGGACGUGGACGUGGUCGUGGACGUGGACCUGGUCGUGGUCGUGGACAUGGUCGUGGUCGUGGACGUGGACGUGGACGUGGUCGUGGUCGUCGACGUGGACGUGGUCGUGGACGUGGACGUGGUCGUGGUCGUGGACCUGGUCGUGGUCGUGGACGUGGUCGUGGUCGUGGACGUGGACGUGGUCGUGGUCGUCGACGUGUACGUGGUAGUGGACGUGGACGUGGUCGUGGACGUGGUCGUGGACGUCGUCGUGGACGUGGUCGUGGACGUGGACGUGGUCGUGAUCGUGGACGUGGACGUGGACGUCGACGUGGACGUGGACGUGGACGUGGUCGUGGACGUGGACCUGGUCGUGGUCGUGGACGUGGUCGUGGUCGUGGACGUGGACGUGGACGUGGUCGUGGUCGUCGACGUGGACGUGGUCGUGGUCGUGGACCUGGUCGUGGUCGUGGACGUGGUCGUGGUCGUGGACGUGGACGUGGUCGUGGUCGUCGACGUGUACGUGGUCGUGGACGUGGACGUGGUCGUGGACGUCGUCGUGGACGUGGUCGUGGACGUGGACGUGGUCGUGAUCGUGGACGUGGACGUGGACGUCGACGUGGACGUGGACGUGGUCGUGGACGUGGACGUGGACGUGGACGUGGACGUGGAGGUGGUCGUGGACGUGGACGUGGUCGUGGUCGUGGAGGUGGACGUGGACGUGGACGUGGUCGUGGUCGUGGACGUGGUCGUGGUCGUGGACGUGGACGUGGACGUGGACGUGGUCGUGGACGUGGACGUGGACGUGGUCGUGGACGUGGUCGUGGACGUGGACGUGGUCGUGGACGUGGUCGUGGUCGUGGACGUGGUCGUGGACGUCGUCGUGGACGUGGUCGUGGACGUGGACGUGGACGUGGUCGUGAUCGUGGACGUGGUCGUGAUCGUGGACGUGGUCGUGGUCGUGAUCGUGGACGUGGACGUGGUCGUGAUCGUGGACGUGGACGUGGACGACGUGGACGUGGUCGUGGACGCGGACAUGGUCGUGGUCGUGGACGCGGACGUGGACGUGGUCGUGGACGUGGACGUCGACGUGGACGUGGUCGUGGUCGUGGACGUGGUCGUGGACGCGGACGUGGACGUGGACGCGGACGUGGACGUCGACGUGGACGUGGUCGUGGACGUGGUCGUGGACGUGGACGUGGACGUGGACGUGGACGUGGUCGUGGUCGUGGUCGUGGUCGUGGUCGUGGACGUGGACGUGGACGUGGUCUUGGAGGUGGACGUGGUCGUGGUCGUGGACGUGGACGUGGACGUGGUCGUGGUCGUGGAGGUGGACGUGGACGUGGACGUGGACGUGGUCGUGGACGUGGUGGUGGACGUGGACGUGGACGUGGACGUGGACGUGGUCGUGGACGUGGUCGUGGUCGUGGACGUGGACGUGGACGUGGUCGUGGACGUGGUCGUGGACGUGGACGUUGACGUGGACGUGGUCGUGGACGUGGUCGUGGACGUGGUCGUGGACGUGGACGUGGUCGUGGUCGUGGUCGUGGUCGUGGACGUGGUCGUGGACGUGGUCGUGGACGUGGACCUGGUUGUGGUCGUGGACGUGGUCGUGGUCGUGGACGUGGACGUGGUCGUGGUCGUGGACGUGGUCGUGGUCGUGGUCGUGGACGUGGUCGUGGACGUGGACGUGGUCGUGGUCGUGGACGUGGACGUGGACGUGGACGUGGACUUGGUCGUGGACGUGGUCGUGGUCGUGGACGUGGUCGUGGUCGUGGACGUGGACGUGGACGUGGUCGUGGACGUGGUCGUGGUCGUGGACGUGGACGUGGACGUGGUCGUGGACGUGGACGUGGUCGUGGACGUGGACGUCGACGUGGACGUGGACGUCGAUGUGGACGUGGACGUCGACGUGGACGUGGACGUGGACGUGGACGUGGUCGUGGACGUGGACGUGGUCCUGGUCGUGGACGUCGACGUCGACGUGGACGUGGUCGUGGUCGUGGUCGUGGACGCGGACGUGGACGUGGUCGUGGACGUGGUCGUGGACGUGGACGUGGUCGUGGACGUGGACGUGGUCGUGGACGUGGACGUGGGCGUGGACGUGGACGUGGACGUCGUCGUGGUCGUGGACGUGGACGUGGGCGUGGACGUGGACGUGGACGUGGCCGUGGACGUGGUCGUGGACGUGGACGUGGACGUGGACGUGGACGUCGACAUGGACCUGGACGUGGUCGUGGUCGUGGUCGUGGACGUGGACGUGGUCGUGGUCGUGGUCAUGGACGAGGACGUGGACGUGGACGUGGUCGUGGACGUCGACGUGGUCGUGGUCGUGGACGUGGACGUGGUCGUGGAGGUGGACGUGGACGUGGUCGUGGAGGUGGACGUGGUCGCGGACGUGGACGUGGUCUUGGUCGUGGACGUGGACGUGGACGUGGUCGUGGUCGUGGACGUGGACGUGGUCGUGGUCGUGGACGUGGACGUGGACGUGGUCGUGGACGUGGACGUGGUCGUGUUCGUGGACGUGGACGUGGUCAUGGAGGUGGACGUGGACGUGGUCGUGGAGGUGGACGUGGUCGUGGACGUGGACGUGGACGUGGACGUUGACGUGGUCGUGGACGUGGACGUGGUCGUGGACGUCGACGUGGUCGUGUUCGUGGACGUGGACGUGGUCGUGGAGGUGGACGUGGACGUGGUCGUGGAGGUGGACGUGGUCGUGGACGUGGACGUGGUCUUGGUCGUGGACGUGGACGUGGACGUGGACGUGGUCGUGGACGUGGACGUGGUCGUGGUCGUGGUCGUGGACGUGGACGUGGACGUGGACGUGGACAUCGACGUGGACGUGGACGUGGACGUCGACGUCGACGUGGACGUGGUCGUGGACGUGGUCGUGGACGUGGACGUGGUCGUGGACGUGGACCUGGACGUGGUCGUGGACGUGGACGUGGACGUGGUCGUGGACGUGGACGUGGACGUGGACGUGGACGUGGAAGUGGUCGUGGACGUGGACGUGGACGUGGACGUGGUCGUGGACGUGGUCGUGGUCGUGGACGUGGACGUGGUCGUGGUCGUGGACGUGGACGUGGACGUGGUCGUGGACGUGGACGUGGACGUGGACGUGGUCGUGGACGUGGACGUGGACGUCGACGUGGACGUGGACGUGGACGUGGACGUCGACGUCGACGUGGACGUGGACGUGGUCGUGGUCGUGGACGUGGACGUGGUCGUGGUCGUGGACGUCGACGUCGACGUGGACGUGGGCGUGGUCGUGGUCGUGGUCGUGGACGUGGACGUGGACGUGGUCGUGGACGUGGUCGUCGACGUGGACGUGGUCGUGGACGUGGACGUGGGCGUGGUCGUGGACGUGGACGUGGGCGUGGACGUGGACGUGGACGUGGGCGUGGACGUGGACGUGGACGUGGGCGUGGACGUGGACGUGGACGUGGGCGUGGACGUGGUCGUGGACGUGGUCGUGGACGUGGACGUGGACGUGGUCGUGGACGUGGACGUGGACGUGGACGUCGACGUGGACGUGGACGUGGUCGUGGUCGUGGUCGUGGACGUGGACGUGGUCGUGGACGUGGACGUCGACGUGGACGUGGACGUGGACGUGGUCGUGGACGUGGACGUGGACGUGGACGUGGUCGUGGACGUGGACGUCGACGUGGACGUGGACGUGGACGUGGACGUGGACGUGGUCGUGGUCGUGGUCGUGGACGUGGACGUGGUCGUGGUCGUGGUCGUGGACGUCGACGUCGACGUGGACGUGGACGUGGUCGUGGAUGUGGACGUGGACGUGGUCGUGGACGUGGACGUGGACGUGGACGAGGUCGUGGACGUGGACGUGGUCGUGGACGUGGACGUGGUCGUGGUCGUGGACCUGGUCGUGGUCGUGGACGUGGUCGUGGUCGUGGACGUGGACGUGGUCGUGGUCGUCGACGUGUACGUGGUCGUGGACGUGGACGUGGUCGUGGACGUCGUCGUGGACGUGGUCGUGGACGUGGACGUGGUCGUGAUCGUGGACGUGGACGUGGACGUCGACGUGGACGUGGACGUGGUCGUGGACGUGGACGUGGACGUGGACGUGGAGGUGGUCGUGGACGUGGACGUGGUCGUGGUCGUGGAGGUGGACGUGGACGUGGACGUGGUCGUGGUCGUGGACGUGGUCGUGGUCGUGGACGUGGACGUGGACGUGGACGUGGUCGUGGACGUGGACGUGGACGUGGUCGUGGACGUGGUCGUGGACGUGGACGUGGUCGUGGACGUGGUCGUGGUCGUGGACGUGGUCGUGGACGUCGUCGUGGACGUGGUCGUGGACGUGGACGUGGACGUGGUCGUGAUCGUGGACGUGGACGUGGUCGUGAUCGUGGACGUGGACGUGGACGACGUGGACGUGGUCGUGGACGCGGACCUGGUCGUGGUCGUGGACGCGGACGUGGACGUGGUCGUGGACGUGGACGUGGACGUCGACGUGGACGUGGUCGUGGUCGUGGACGUGGUCGUGGACGCGGACGUGGACGUGGACGCGGACGUGGACGUCGACGUGGACGUGGUCGUGGACGUGGUCGUGGACGUGGACGUGGACGUGGACGUGGACGUGGUCGUGGUCGUGGUCGUGGUCGUGGUCGUGGACGUGGACGUGGACGUGGUCUUGGAGGUGGACGUGGUCGUGGUCGUGGACGUGGACGUGGACGUGGUCGUGGUCGUGGAGGUGGACUUGGACGUGGACGUGGACGUGGACGUGGUCGUGGACGUGUUGGUGGACGUGGACGUGGACGUGGACGUGGACGUGGACGUGGUCGUGGACGUGGUCGUGGUCGUGGACGUGGACGUGGACGUGGUCGUGGACGUGGUCGUGGACGUGGACGUUGACGUGGACGUGGUCGUGGACGUGGUCGUGGUCGUGGACGUGGUCGUGGUCGUGGACGUGGUCGUGGUCGUGGACGUGGUCGUGGACGUGGUCGUGGACGUGGACCUGGUUGUGGUCGUGGACGUGGUCGUGGUCGUGGACGUGGACGUGGACGUGGUCGUGGUCGUGGUCGUGGACGUCGACGUGGUCGUGGGCGUGGACGUGGACGUGGACGUCGACGUGGUCGUGGACGUGGACGUGGGCGUGGACGUGGACGUGGACGUGGGCGUGGACGUGGUCGUGGACGUGGUCGUGGACGUGGACGUGGACGUGGACGUGGUCGUGGACGUGGACGUGGACGUCGACGUCGACGUGGACGUGGACGUGGACGUGGACGUGGACGUGGACGUGGACGUGGUCGUGGACGUGGACGUGGACGUGGUCGUGGACGUGGACGUGGACGUGGACAUGGACGUGGACGUGGACGUGGACGUGGACGUCGACGUGGACGUCGACGUCGACGUCGACGUGGACGUCGACGUGGUCGUGGACGUCGACGUGGUUGUGGACGUGGACGUCGACGUGGUUGUGGACGUGGACGUGGGCGUCGACGUGGACGUGGACGUGGGCGUCGACGUGGACGUGGACGUGGACGUGGACGUGGUCGUGGACGUGGACGUGGACGUGGACGUGGACGUGGACGUGGGCGUGGACGUGGACGUGGGCGUGGACGUGGACGUGGACGUGGACGUGGGCGUGGACGUGGACGUGGACGUGGGCGUGGACGUGGACGUGGACGUGGGCGUGGACGUGGACGUGGGCGUGGACGUGGACGUGGACGUGGACGUGGACGUGGUCGUGGACGUGGACGUGGACGUGGACGUGGUCGUGGGCGUGGACGUGGACGUGGACGUGGACGUGGACGUGGACGUGGACGUGGACGUGGAAGUGGUCGUGGACGUGGACGUGGACGUGGACGUGGACGUGGUCGUGGACGUGGUCGUGGUCGUGGACGUGGACGUGGUCGUGGACGUGGACGUGGACGUGGACGUGGUCGUGGACGUGGUCGUCGACGUCGACGUGGACGUGGACGUGGUCGUGGUCGUGGUCGUGGACGUGGUCGUGGACGUGGACGUCGACGUGGACGUGGACGUGGACGUGGACGUGGACGUGGUCGUGGACGUGGACGUCGAUGUGGACGUGGACGUGGUCGUGGACGUGGUCGUGGACGUGGACGUGGUCGUGGUCGUGGACGUGGACGUGGACGUGGACGUCGACGUCGACGUCGACGUGGACCUGGACGUGGACGUGGUCGUGGACGUGGUCGUGGACGUGGACGUGGACGUGGUUGUGGUCGUGGACGUGGUCGUGGACGUGGUCGUGGACGUGGACGUGGUCGUGGACGUGGACGUGGUCGUGGACGUGGACGUGGACGUGGACUUGGACGUGGACCUGGUCGUGGUCGUGGACGUGGUCGUGGACGUGGACGUGGACGUGGUCGUGGUCGUGGACGUGGUCGUGGUCGUGGUCGUGGACGUGGACGUGGACGUGGACUUGGUCGUGGUCGUGGACGUGGUCGUGGUCGUGGUCGUGGACGUGGACGUGGACGUGGUCGUGGACGUGGACGUGGACGUGGUCGUGGACGUGGACGUGGACGUGGACGUUGUCGUGGACGUGGUCGUGGACGUGGACGUGGUCGUGGACGUGGUCGUGGACGUGGACGUGGACGUGGACGUGGACGUGGACGUGGUCGUGGACGUGGACGUGGACGUGGACGUGGUCGUGGACGUGGACGUGGACGUGGUCGUGGACGUGGACGUGGUCGUGGACGUGGUCGUGGUCGUGGACGUGGACGUGGACGUGGUCGUGGACGUGGUCGUGGUCGUGGUCGUGGUCGUGGACGUGGACGUGGUCGUGGACGUGGACGUGGACGUGGACGUGGACGUGGACGUGGACGUCGACGUCGACGUGGACGUGGACGUCGACGUGGUCGUGGACGUGGUCGUGGACGUGGACGUGGUCGUGGAGGUGGACGUGGACUUGGACGAGGACCUGGUCGUGGUCGUGGUCGUGGACGUGGACGUGGACGUGGUCGUGGACGUGGACGUGGACGUGGACGUGGACGUGGUCGUGGACGUGGACGUGGACGUGGACGUCGACGUGGACGUGGACGUGGUCGUGGUCGUGGACGUCGACGUGGUCGUGGUCGUGGACGUGGACGUGGUCGUGGAGGUGGACGUGGACUUGGUCGUGGAGGUGGACGUGGACGUGGUCGUGGUCGUGGACGUGGUCGUUGACGUGGACGUGGACGUGGUCGUGGACGUGGACGUGGUCGUGGACGUGGACGUCGACGUCGACGUGGACCUGGAUGUGGACGUGGACGUGGACGUGGUCGUGGACGUGGACGUGGUCGUGGACGUGGACGUGGUCGUGGACGUGGUCAUGGUCGUGGUCGUGGACGUGGACGUGGUCGUGGAGGUGGACGUGGACUUGGUCGUGGACGUGGACGUGGUCGUGGUCGUGGACGUGGACGUGGUCGUGGAUGUGGACGUGGACGUGGACGUGGUCGUGGACGUGAACGUGGACGUGGACGUGGACGUGGACGUGGACGUGGUCGUGGACGUGGACGUGGACGUGGACGUGGACGUGGACGUGGACGUGGACGUGGACGUGGACGUGGACGUGGACGUGGACGUGGACGUGGUCGUGGACGUGGACGUCGACGUGGUCGUGGACGUGGACCUGGACGUGGUCGUGGACGUGGACGUGGACAUCGACGUGGACCUGGACGUGGACGUGGACGUGGACGUUGACGUGGACGUGGUCGUGGACGUGGUCGUGGACGUGGACGUGGACGUGGUCGUGGUCGUGGACGUGGUCGUGGACGUGGUCAUGGACGUGGACGUGGUCGUGGACGUGGACGUGGUCGUGGACGUGGACGUGGACGUGGACUUGGACGUGGACCUGGUCGUGGUCGUGGACGUGGUCGUGGUCGUGGUCGUGGACGUGGUCGUGGACGUGGACGUGGACGUGGUCGUGGACGUGGACGUGGUCGUGGACGUGGACGUGGACGUGGACGUGGUCGUGGACGUGGACGUGGACGUGGACGUGGACGUCGACGUGGUCGUGGACGUGGUCGUGGACGUGGACGUGGACGUGGUCGUGGUCGUGGACGUGGACGUGGACGUGGACGUGGUCGUGGACGUGGUCGUGGACGUGAUCGUGGACGUGGACGUGGACGUGGACGUGGACGUGGACGUGGUCGUGGACGUGGACGUGGACGUCGACGUCGUCGUGGACGUGGUCGUGGACGUGGUCGUGGUCGUGGACGUGGACGUGAUCGUGGUCGUGGACGUGGACGUAGACGUGGUCGUGGACGUGGUCGUGGACGUGAUCGUGGACGUGGACGUGGACGUGGACGUGGUCGUGGACGUGGACGUGGACGUGGACGUGGUCGUGGACGUGGUCGUGGUCGUGGACGUGGACGUGAUCGUGGUCGUGGACGUGGACGUGGUCGUGGACGUGGUCGUGGACCUGGUCAUGGUCGUGGUCGUGGACGUGGACGUGGACGUGGUCGUGGACGUGGACGUGGACGUGGACGUGGACGUGGUCGUGGACGUGGACGUGGUCGUGGACGUGGACGUGGACGUGGACGUGGACGUGGUCGUGGUCGUGGACGUGGUCGUGGUCGUGGACGUGGACGUGGUCGUGGACGUGGACGUGGACUUGGUCGUGGAGGUGGACGUGGACUUGGUCGUGGACGUGGACGUGGACGUGGUCGUGGACGUGGACGUGGACGCGGUCGUGGACGUGGACGUGGAAGCGGACGUGGUCGUGGACGUGGAAGCGGACGUGGUCGUGGCCGUGGACGUGGUCGUGGUUGUGGCCGUGGACGUGGUCGUGGACGUGGUCGUGGACGUGGACGUGGUCCUGGGACGUGGACUUGGACGUGGUCGUGGACGUGGACGUGGUCGUGGACGUGGACUUGGACGUGGUCGUGGACGUGGUCGUGGACGUGGUCGUGGACGUGGUCGUGGAUGUGGUCGUGGACGUCGACGUGGACGUCGACGUGGACGUGGUCGUGGACGUGGACGUGGUCGUGGACGUGGACGUGGUCGUGGUUGUGGACGUGGACGUGGUCGUAUUCGUGGUCGUGGACGUGGACGUGUUCGUGGACGUGGUCGUGGUCGUGGACGUGGUCUUGGACGUGGUCGUGGACGUGGACGUCGACGUGGUCGUGGACGUGGACGUGGACGUGGUCGUGGACGUGGACGUGGACGUUGA
Messenger RNA from Closterium sp. Naga37s-1, 13758 nucleotides. Lineage: Eukaryota; Viridiplantae; Streptophyta; Zygnematophyceae; Desmidiales; Closteriaceae. The record is from the annotation of a GenBank genome assembly.